AUGUCCUAUUUCUAUCAUCACAAAUCUGGUUCGCUAAAGCGAAAAGAACGCAUAGAUCGCGAACAGAGAAAUUUAAUUGCAGAAAGAGGACAGGCAACUCUUCCUGAUUUUAAUUUUCGCCUUAAGGAAAAUUUAGAUGUCAGCGCAAAUCAAAGUCAUGAUUCAACUGAAAGGCGAGAUAGUCAGUCGUUUCCGCGUACUUCUUCGUCCACGACAACUGAACCAGAUUGUAACCAAGCUGAAACAAUUGUUACUUUUGUUUUGUCUGAUCUAGUGCAACUAGUGCAAGAAAAUCUGUCUGUAGAAACUGAUGUAAAUUUUGUUGCAACGAUUCAAAAGUCCACAUCCACAGAACGCGAAUCAGAAGAGCAACCAACAUUUCAAAUGCACUUGACUAGACAUCUUCACAACUAUGACAUUGGUACUAUAGAAACUGAUUUUUUACUUCCACAACUAGUUGAUGAAGUGAUUCGCAGAGGCCAUGAAAAAAUGCCUUCUGCUUUUCCUCGUGAUCGGUUAAACGAACGGUUUCCCGUAUCGCUGCUGUUCAAAAACUUGCCUAAUGGUGAAAAGGUGGAACGCGAUUGGUUGGUUUGGAGCCGCAGUAAGAGUGCUUUAUUUUGUCUUCCGUGUCGGUUAUUUAGUACAAACACAGUGAAUCGUUCUUAUCUUUGUUCUCCGGGCGGAUAUUCAAAAAAUCUGGCGUGGAAAAAGUUAUAUGAAAGACUGCAGCCACAUGAGAAUAAUAAAGAUCACAUUCAGUGUUAUGUGAAGUGGCGUGGACUGGAAAUGAGUAUCCGAAAUGAAUCUUCAAUUGACAAGCUGUUGUGUAAACAAAUCAAGGUUGAAGUUAAAAAAUGGCAAGAAAUUUUAACACGUAUUUUAGAUACAAUUUUGUUUCUGGGAGAAAGAGGUUUAGCACUGAGAGGGAAAAGCCAUCUUAUUGGAAAGCGAAACAACGGAAAUUUUUUGGGAAUUUUAGAAUUGAUUAGCCACUACGAUCCGGUAUUACACGAGCAUUUGGAAAAAGUGAAGACGUCUCAACAACAGCACCAGCGUCUGCAAUGCCAUUAUCUUUCGCCAGACAUACAAAACGAAUUUAUAGAUCUCUGUGCUCGUCAUAUAGUAUCGGCCAUAUUAAAAGAACGAGAAAAGGCAAAAUAUUAUUCCUUAAUUGUCGACGCCACACCCGAUUCCGCUCACGUUGAACAAACUACUUUUAUUUUACGCUAUGUUCAUUUAAAUCCAGAAGAAAAAAAGUAUACGAUUGAAGAACGUUUUUUAGAGUUUGUUGAUUGUAAUAAGAAAACUGGUGCGGCUAUUGCUGAUUUGAUACGUGACACUUUAAAAAAACAUAACAUUCCUUUGACUGAAUGCCGCGGACAAGGUUACGAUAAUGGUAGUAAUAUGAAAGGUAAAUAUAAAGGAGCACAAAGCUACAUUCUUCAAGAUAAUUCACUUGCUGUUUAUUCACCCUGUUCCGGCCACAGUUUGAAUCUAUGUGGAGUAGAUUCUGCCGAGUGUUGUUCCAAAGCCAUCACGUUUUUCGGCGUCGUUCAAAAAUGCUACACCAUUUUCAGCAGCAGUCCGCAGCGUUGGGAAAUUUUAAAAAAUAAAAUUGGAUCUUCACUUCACAGCUCAUCUGAGACGCGAUGGUCCGCCAGAAUUGACGCUGUAAAACCUUUUGCAAAUUAUCUUCCUGGACUUCAAAGUGCGUUAGAAGACUUGAAGACACUCAAUUUGACCGCGGAAACUCGUAGAGAUGUUAGUGGAAUUCAAAAAUACAUUUGUAAAUUUGAAUGUAUCUUGAUGGCAUCUAUCUGGUCAAAAAUUCUAAAUGCUAUCAAUGAAAGAAGCAUCGUUCUACAGGCUAGAAAUGCUACAAUUGACGUCGAAGUUAAAAAUCUUGAAAGUUUACUUUCGGAUAUGCAGCAAAUACGAAAUCAAUGGGAUGCCAUUUUACGCGAAUGUGAACUAGUCGCAAACACAGCAGAUGAGGCUUUUCACGAUCCAUUGCGGUAUCAGAAAUUCCCAUUGCCUGGUAGAAAGCCUUUGAACAUAUUCGUCGCGAGCCUGGUAGAACCCGGAAAGAGCGAGCUUUUGGUAUCAUUCGUGGAGGUGCUAACAGAAGAUCUUUCGGAAGAGGUGGUGCCAGAGGCAAAAGAAUUGAAAGGUGAGAUCGAAAAUCUAGAAUUUAAUGUCGGGAUGUAUAGACGUGCAGUGGAAGAAUUUACUUCGACGAAUGAUCGGAGGAUGCGGUGGCCCUCGACGGCGGGAGGAUAAGGAAAAUUAAGGAAAUAUUGAGGCGGACAAGAUUCCAAUACGCUCAUCUUCUCGAUCAUUUGCCUCAAGUGAAGGACCAGGAGAAAGAGAUCGAGCGGGAGAUGUCUUCUCUUUAAUCACGCGCGGUCAUGUCUUUAAAAAAAAAUUAUAAGGAAACUAUAAAGAAACUAUAGAGAAAAAUACUGCUGAGAGUAAUAUAUAAAAACUAUUUAAACACUACUAAAUAUAUAGAUUAUCUAAAA
Nylanderia fulva is the source of this 2525-nucleotide messenger RNA. Lineage: Eukaryota; Metazoa; Arthropoda; Insecta; Hymenoptera; Formicidae. The record is from RefSeq and is a predicted model, not a curated record.